Arabidopsis thaliana (thale cress) is the source of this 1767-nucleotide messenger RNA. RefSeq names its product transmembrane protein, putative (DUF626). The transcript is spliced from 9 exons. The record is from RefSeq and is marked reviewed. Bases 1 to 1518 code for a protein of 505 amino acids. Lineage: Eukaryota; Viridiplantae; Streptophyta; Magnoliopsida; Brassicales; Brassicaceae.
AUGUCCACUCCUCGCCUCCGUCGCAUGCCAAGACUCGUCAAUAAAGCAUACCGGUCUAUCCGCUGGAAUUGGCGUCACUUGCACUAUAGGGUUCCUCUCGGGUUGGGGAUUUUCUUGAUGGUUUGCUCGCCUCCACGCCUCUUCCUCUUGAAUUGCAAUGUCCAAGGUUUCUUGAGAGGAAUUCAAGCCACUACGAGGGAAAACUGUGCUUUGCAUACAAAAACAAAGAGCUGUUGGAUUGUGGAAAAUUAUCUGACGAAACCUGCCACUCGAUUUUGUGUGGAUUGGGUCAACAUGUCGAUGCUUUACAUUUAUCCAAAACCGAAGAAGAAGUCGACGGAUGGACAUCUGAGGAAGAUGAAGAACUUGACCAAGAAUACUGUCGCCAAGUUACCGAGUCUCUGGUACUCUUCUCAUGUCUCUGCUUUGAUUUGGUAUUUAGGUUCUGGUUUCGAUAUUGAUGGUAAAGUUUGUAUCCCAGCAUGUGGAAUCUCACCAGUCUUUCUAGGUGCUAAUAAAAACCCGCGUAGCGAAGUCGCUCUUUAUGGCCGUUUGGGAGUUCAUUGCUUCAACAUUGACAAGGAGAGGAAGUUUCAGUAUAUGCGCAUACCUAAAUACAAUGUUCAAUAUCCUGAAGCUAUGUCUUUCCAUAUAACCGUGGAGGUGAAUGAUCUUGCUGAUAAUUCAGCUCACACUUUACAGAACUUGGUCACAAGAUCUUUUUCUAGGAACGGAGAGGACUUAAGAGUCUCUACUGGAAUUUGCAGAAUCAAACCCAAAACACCUGAAAGAGAGAUCUGUCUUGUGGAUGAGGAAGCAAUAGAUAAGUUUUACAGAGGUGUUAUGCCCAACUUUGUGUCCAAACUAGGGGCUGACGAUGAUAAGCUGAGGUUCUACGAGGUUCAGGAGCAGGACGUAUGUGCAAAUGAUUGGUUACGUCUAUAUACUGAAUUCGCACUUUUCUCCUACUGGAGAUAUAAUGAGGACGGAUUUGAGUCUUGUUUACCUGUGGAGAUCAAGAAGAUAAUUGUGGAAACUUGUGACACUCACAGAGAGCCGCGUAUGAAGCUGAAAUUGAAUCCAUCCGACGCAGAUUUCAUCAAAUUCGCGAUCAUAUACGACAUGAUCCUCGUUGCAACGAUGAUUUCACUGUGGAUGAUGUUUCUUGGUGAGAAGCCUGAGUUCAUCGAUUUCGACAACUUUGAGCUAUCCAAAGUAACUUUCCGUGGAACGGUGGGGAUUUUAGGUAUAAUGAUGGCAGGUGCUUAUUUGUGUGGACCUAAUAACUGCAUCAUAUUUUGUUUGUUCGACGUUGCUUUGUUUGGCUAUAAGACCAUUGGUUUCAAAAGAAUUGGUAAAGAGUUGGCUAUGAUCUAUGGUUUCUUGGCUCUGGCUUUUUUGCUCAUGUACUUGUUUGGAUUCUUCUUUGGAGUUUUAUGGCUACUAGUUUCUCCUCCGAGUCUCCUUUUGGGUUUCCAAUUUCUCAAGCGAAGAAACGUAAAAGAAUCUCAAGAUUAGAUUGCUUGGAGAUGAAGAUAGCUUGGAGAUCACGAAGAUUUGGGUUUUAGGGUUUUCUUUUUCUUUUAGGGUUGAAAUCGUUUGGUGGUGAUUUUUAGUUUUCUGGUGUUGUAAUUACUGCGAUGAGUAAACUCAAGAUUAGAUGACUUGGUGAUGAAGAUUUAAAUCAGGGUUUUAGGGUUUUUUCAAGGGUUGAGUUUGUUGAGUUUUAGUUUUCAGGCGUUGUAAUUUUACUGCUAUGAGUUUGCU